GGCCCGUGUCAAUGUUAUCUUGGCGAUAAUCACUGGGUCCGUUCGUCGUUGAUAUAUGUUUACAUAUAAUUUAGUUGCAAAACUUUCAUUCUCUUGGAAUACCACUGUGAAACUUGGUAAAUCAAAAAUUAAAUAUGUUUUUAGUGUACGUAAUAUUAUUGCUGCAGUUGUAUAUCGGAGACUUGCGAGCAAGCGUCAUCUUUCAGGAUUGUGGGUCGCAGUAUGAGUUGAAGGCUGUGAAUAUUGACGGGUGUGACUCGCGGAUACCAUGCCACGUGACGGUAGGGGAAGAUGUUCCAGUCAGCUUGGACUUCUAUGCCGAUUCUGUAUCUCGGAACCUGGAUCAAAAUGUCGUGAUACAUAUUAAUCACCUUAAUCUGAGAACGCGAGUAAGUCCAGAGCGCUGUGAGAUCUACGACUGCGCAGUGACAACGGGAAUGGUGACGUCCUUUACCAGCCUGAUGUCGGUGCCAACCACUAUAGCUUUGAACCAGCGAGGUUACCUGUUUUGGAGGAUAGAAAAUGAAGAGGGAAAGCAAGUAUUGUGUUACUCAGUGAUGGUGCAAACACAAAGUCCACUACAGAAGCUUAUGCGAAAAUUCUUGCACACAGUUCCUGCGACACUGGAAAAACAAUCAUGACGUCAACUUUCUCCAAUUAUGUGACCAUUGAAACAUUCUGGAUGAUUCAUUUUUUUUCUCAAAAAAUCAUUGAUGUAAUAUAA
Molecule: messenger RNA, 724 nt
Organism: Helicoverpa zea (corn earworm)
Lineage: Eukaryota; Metazoa; Arthropoda; Insecta; Lepidoptera; Noctuidae
Product: mite group 2 allergen-like Ixo r 2
Exons: 5
Coding region: 135-641 (168 amino acids)
Source: RefSeq, a predicted model, not a curated record